AACCCCACCCUCGGUCAGAGGAAAAGCUCCUGGGGUGAGACGCAGAAGCUUCAGAAAAACCGAGAAGAAAAGCAGCUCCCUCCGCGCGCCACGUUCUCUGCCUCGCACUCCUGCGCGGCCGGCCCAGCCUGCGCCUGGCCCGCGGCCCUUCGCCCGGCUGCGCCUUCCCACCCCGGCCUUCCGGGUGCCUCGGCCGGCGACCUGCCUCCGAGUCCUCCCAUGGCGGCAGCGCGACCCACAGGCUCCGCGAGCGGAGCCCUUUGCUGGCAACUCCUGCUGACCCUCGCGAUCUUAACAUUUGCCUGUGAUGCCUGCAAAACAGUGACACUACAUGUUCCCUCCAAACUAGAUGCUGUAAAAUAUAUUGGUAGAGUUAACCUGAAGGAGUGCUUUAAAUCUGCAAAUCUAAUUCAUUCAAGUGAUCCUGAUUUCCAAAUUUUAGAAGAUGGUUCAGUCUAUGCAACAAAUGCCAUUCUUUUGUCCUCAGCGAAGAGAUCUUUUACCGUAUUACUUUCCAACACAGAGACCCAAGAAGAGAAGAAAAUACUUGUCCUUUUAGAGCAACAAACAAAGGUACUGAGGAAAAGGCGUUCUCAAGAAAAAGUUCUAAUACGUGCCAAGAGAAGAUGGGCUCCUAUUCCUUGUUCAGUGUCUGAGAAUUCCUUGGGUCCUUUCCCACUCUUUCUUCAACAGAUUCAAUCUGAUACAGCACAAAACUACACUAUUUACUAUUCCAUAAGUGGGCCUGGAGUUGACAAAGAACCUCUAAAUUUAUUUUAUGUAGAGAGAGAUACUGGAAACCUGUUUUGUACUCGUCCUGUAGAUCGUGAAAUGUAUCCAUCUUUUGAGCUAGUUGCCUUUGCAACAACUAAGGAUGGAUAUACUCCAGAAUAUCCACUGACCCUACUAAUCAGAAUCGAGGAUGAGAAUGAUAACUUCCCAAUUUUUACAGAAACAACUUACAUUUUUAAUGUUACUGAAAACUGCAGAGUUGGUACUACCGUGGGACAGGUUUGUGCAACUGACAAAGAUGAGCCUGACACACUGCACACGCGUCUAAUGUACUCCAUCAUCGAGCAGUUACCAGCAUCACCCACCCUCUUUUUUAUGCAGCCAGCUACAGGUGUGAUCACCACAACGUCAUCUCGGCUAGACAGAGAGGUAACUGAUAAAUACCAAUUGAAAAUAAAAGUACAAGACAUGGAUGGUCAAUAUUUUGGUUUGCAGACAACUGCAACUUGCAUCAUUAAUAUUGGAGAUGUGAAUGACAACUUGCCAACAUUCAACCGUUUAUCUUAUGAGGUAUCAGUGGAGGAAAAUAGAGUUGAUGUGGAAAUCUUACGUGUUGCCGUUACAGAUAAGGAUUUAAUUAAUACUGCUAAUUGGAGAGCUAAUUAUACCAUUUUAAAGGGCAAUGAAAAUGGAAAUUUUAAAAUUGUAACAGAUCCCAAAACCAAUGAAGGAGUUCUGUGUGUGGUUAAGCCACUGAAUUACGAAGAAAAACAAGAGAUGACCCUACAAAUCAGUGUAGUUAAUGAAGCUCCAAAUUUUGCUAGUUCGAGAUCAACCGGGAGCAUGGCGACAGUCACUGUUCGUGUAAAAAAUCAGGAUGAAGGCCCUGAGUGUCGCCCUGCAGUGCAAAUUGUUCGUAUUAAAGAAAAUGUACCAGUGAGCACAAAGGACAUUGGAUAUAAAGCACAUGACCCGGAAACAAAUAGUAGCAGUGGCAUAAGGUAUGAGAAAUUAAGUGAUCCAGAAGGAUGGGUCAGUGUUGAUGAAAACUCAGGAUCAAUCACAAUUUUAAGAAGCCUGGAUAGAGAGGCAAAGACCAUCAGAAAUGGUAUAUAUAAUAUCACAAUCCUUGCCUCAGACGAAGGUAAGAGAACAUGUACUGGGACACUAGGGAUUAUACUUGAAGACGUGAAUGAUAACGGCCCAUUCAUACCUGAAAGGACAGUGAUAAUGUGUAAAACUGUCAUGUCAUCGGCGGAGAUUGUGGCUGUGGAUCCCGAUGAACCCACACACGGCCCACCCUUUGACUUCAGUUUGGAAGGUGUUUCUGAUUCAGAAGUACUUAGAAUGUGGAGACUGACAAAAAUGAACGAUACAGCAGCACGUCUUUCCUAUCUGAAUGACCCCCAGUUUGGACGAUAUACAGUACCUGUCAGAGUUGCAGAUAGGCUUGGCCAAUCACUUGUCACUCAGUUAGACGUGAUGUUAUGUGACUGUGUUACCCGAAGUGACUGCAAGAUUCCCUCAUCUGUGAGGACUCCCAAAGGACUGAUGCUUGGAAAGUGGGCCAUCCUUGCAAUAUUGUUGGGCAUAGCAUUGCUAUUUUGUGUCCUAUUUACCUUAGUCUGUGGGGCUACUGGGGCAGCCAAAAAGCCAAAAGUAUUUCCCGAUGAUUUAGCCCAGCAGAACCUCAUUGUAUCAAACACUGAAGCUCCCGGCGAUGACAAAGUGUAUUCCACCAACGGCUUCACAACCCUUACUGCGGGAGGCUUCACUCAGGGAAUUUGCAGCACCCCGGGAUCCGGAGUGAAAAACGGAGGGCAGGAGACCAUUGAAAUGGUGAAAGGAGGGCAGACCAUUGAGUCCUGCCAGGAGGCCGGGCAUCAUCACACCCUGGGAUCGUGUAAGGGAGGUGGACAGCACACCCUGGAUUCCUGCAGAGGAGGACAAGUAGAGGCAGACAACUGCAGAUACGCGUACUCCGAUUGGUACACCUACACUCAGCCCCGCCUUGGUGAAAAGGUCCAGCAGUGUAAUCAGGAUAACAGUCAUACGCAUGCACAAGACUACGUCCGGACGUAUAACUAUGAAGGAAAAGGAUCGGCGGCUGGUUCUGUGGGUUGUUGCAGUGAACGACAAGAAGAAGAUGGGCUUGAAUUUUUGGAUCAUUUGGAACCCAAAUUUAGGACACUAGCAGAAGCAUGCAUGAAGAGAUGAGUGUGUUCUAUUUAGUCUACAAAAGCCAGUGGCUUUAAUUGUCUCUUUUAAAUUAUUAUUACAAGCCAGGAUUUUUUUAAAAAUAGAAGAUGCUGUUUUGGGGGGCUUUUCCCCUUUAUUUUGUUGAGAUCUCUUUAGCCAAAUGUGCUUUUACAGAGGGAUGCUGUGAACAACUACACAAAUUUCCUGAUUUCUCCGUAGUUUUUAAAUACUUGUCUUCCACCUAAGGACACCUGCAGAUAGACAAGUUGAGAAAGUCUGCGUUACUGUUUACAUUUGGGUAUAGUGACAGCAGCCAAUUUAUAGUGCAAUAAUAUGUAAUUAACUCAAGUCUAUAUCAUAGACUACUUGGAGUAUAACCGAAUGGAAAGUUGAAGAGGUCUUGCUCUAACAUUAUCUUCAGUUACCUAAAUUAAUUGUUUGUGUGGUGCUUGAAGACUGUUGUUCUCCUAAACAUUCUAAAGUGUAUACACUGCAUUCUUGCUAUUGUUUUAGUCUUGUAACAUGACCUUGCCUCAUAAAGCAAAGGGAGAUUCCCAACUAAGCAUUGACUGUUACUAUAAUUCCACUUUGGUGGACUUCAGUUUUUGUGUUGUAUUCUCUGUGAAAUCCGGCACUGAAUCUACAUUUCCUCUGUUACCCACCUUCUCCGCAAAAUUUAAAUUAAAAAAGUGCUGAAGAAUGUA
Messenger RNA from Lagenorhynchus albirostris (white-beaked dolphin), 3635 nucleotides. RefSeq names its product desmocollin-2-like. Gene Ontology annotation, molecular function: calcium ion binding. Gene Ontology annotation, biological process: homophilic cell-cell adhesion. Bases 220 to 2949 code for a protein of 909 amino acids. Lineage: Eukaryota; Metazoa; Chordata; Mammalia; Artiodactyla; Delphinidae. The record is from RefSeq and is a predicted model, not a curated record. The transcript has 16 exons. Gene Ontology annotation, cellular component: desmosome; plasma membrane.